AUGAAAGAAAUAACACAUCAACAAAUUUAUUUCUUUGAAGAUGGAUUUAGAAGAGUCAUUCCUUAUUAUAAAGAAUUUCAAGUGAAUGUAAAAGGUAGAUGGAUAGGAAAAAGUAUUGGAGAGAUUUAUAGAAGUGAAUUUAAAUACAUUUCAAAAGAAGAGAUACAAAACCAAAUAAAAGAAGAAAUAACAUAUUUAAUCAAUAAAAAUGGAAUAAAAAAAGAAACAACAAUAAAUUCUGUUAUUGAAGAACAUGACAUUUUAAUUAGUAAAUGUCAUUUACAUGAACCUCCUGUUCCAAUUAAAGAAAUUCAAAUAAUAGAAAAUACAAAUGAGUAUCUUGUUAUUAAUAAACCAUCUGGAAUUCCUGUUCAUCCAACUGGAAGAUAUAACCAAAAUUGCAUCAUUAAUAUCCUUCUUAAUGAAUAUCACUUUUCUCAUUUAAAACCUGUUUAUCGUUUAGACAAAAAUACAAGUGGCAUUCUUCUCUUUGCAAAAACUAAAAUAUUUGCUUCUUCCUUUCAAUCAAUUUUAAAAGAAAAGUCAUCUGUUAUUUCAUCUACUUCUUCACUUCAAAAGAUUUAUUUAGCUAGAGUAGUUGGAUAUUUUCCAGACACGAUUGAAGUGAAUCUUCCUUUACAUUUGGUUCGUUUUGGGACAGAAUCCCAAAGUUGUAUUUGUGAAGAUGGUAUUGAAGCUAGAAGUAGUUUCAAAAGACUUUUUUUCGAUAAAGACAGUAAUACAAGUGUUAUUGAAUGUGUGCCUCAUACAGGAAGAACACAUCAAUUAAGACUUCAUCUCAAAGCAAUUCAUCAUCCAAUUGCAAAUGACUCUGCUUAUUUAUUAAAUCAAAUCCAUAAUUACAGACAACAAGAUGGAGAAAUUAAUCGUGAAAAUAAAUGGAGAGAAAAGUAUGGAUGGGUUUUUGAUAAAGAUUGUAAAGAUUGUAAUUUCCCUAAAGGUGAUCCUAUAGAAGAACAAAUUUGGUUACAUGCAUGGAAAUAUUCAUUUAAUUCACAUGAUUGGAUUGCUGAAAUACCAGAAUGGGCAGAAGUAAAUUUUGACGCAAAAAGUUUUAUUAAAGAAUGGAAAGAACGAAUUGGGAUAGAUGAAAGAAAAUAA
Messenger RNA from Entamoeba histolytica HM-1:IMSS, 1122 nucleotides. RefSeq names its product RNA pseudouridylate synthase, putative. The transcript has 2 exons. Gene Ontology annotation, biological process: pseudouridine synthesis. Gene Ontology annotation, molecular function: pseudouridine synthase activity; RNA binding. The coding region runs from base 1 to 1122 and encodes 373 amino acids. NCBI's taxonomy places the organism in Eukaryota, Evosea, Mastigamoebida, Endamoebidae. The record is from RefSeq and is a predicted model, not a curated record.